AUGGAAGAAAUUAAAGCCUUGAAAGUUUUGGAUGAACUGUCCCGUGUAAAUAUUGAUAAUCCGGACCUAACAGAUGUACUGGAAAGUAGGAUCUUGUUUGAUCACUCACUUUAUUCGAUUCCGGAUUGUGCUGUACGUCGCCGUUUUUUUUCUGUUGUUGAAUGUUUUCUUAUUAGUCUGUGGCAGAGAAGCUGUUUUGGAUGCAAAUGUUUCGGUGAGGUGACACAACAUGUCGUUUUCAUAUUUAACAUUUUGAAAGAUGUGGUCCAGGAAAUUAGCUUCAAUACAGAGACCGUAUGGUUUGGUGGUGAGCAAUCAGGCCUUGAAACGAAUCCACUGAAUAAUGCAGUCGUAUUUCUCAGUUGCUGUUGGCAUGUAGCCGCACUUGCUGUCAACACUUGUGAGGCUAGUGAAAUUCAGGGCUUAUUAAAAGCUUCAACUCGUAUGAUUCCGCAACGCAGUUGUUUGUUAACAGCCUUAUUGACACAGGAUGAACGAUGCCUUUCUGUUGCUGUUGUACUACUGCGCCUAGAAGCUGCCAAAAUCAACACUCCAUCUCAGCUCAAGGCCAUGUGGUUAUUUCGACACACUUUAUUUUCAAUAGCCUAUGACCAUGAGGUAGUUCUGGAUUGGCUUCAUUCGGAGUUAGCCGCGGUGCCUUUCGUCUUACGUUUCCUCAAAAUGUUGAUCAAGCAACAGAGAGAUAUUGAUGGACAGCAAUACAGCAGUUUUUCAUGUUCACAGUGCUAUGAAAGGAACAAGAAAACUCGGUUUGUUCGGAGCAAAACGGUUUCAUCUGGUAAUGAUCUAACACUCCGUAUUGGGCAGCUGCACGGAGAUUUAUACGUUACUACUUCCUACACAUUCUCCAAGAUCGAAAGGGAAGUAUGUCUGAUGGUGCCUAAAUCUAUCGAAAAAGAAUCAGGCGACCAGCAAAUUGUAAAAUGUUUCGAGAACUUACGAACUUCCUGCAUACGUUUGCAAAAUUCGGGUGAUGCCCCAUUUAAUAUGAUGCCCGUAAUUGAGACUGUUCAACAACUGCAGAGGACAUAUAGUGGAGAAUGCUACUGUGUCAGCACACAAAGGCAGCCGUGA
Molecule: messenger RNA, 1095 nt
Organism: Acanthocheilonema viteae
Lineage: Eukaryota; Metazoa; Nematoda; Chromadorea; Rhabditida; Onchocercidae
Source: the annotation of a GenBank genome assembly